AGUGAUUGUGCAAGAGGAACGACGACAUUUUUUGUGCUCACUGGGCGCUCGGGGCACGGCGUUAAAAGGCUGGAGGCGGCCACCUCGAGCAAUAAAAAGACGCCUUUUCAGCGUCGCCUGUAUCCCGCACGUGGCGAUGCUUGCGCUAUCUGACCUUGAUCCUGUCGCGGAGUUUGGCGCGUCGAAAGCGUUCACGUGGGCCGCAGGACUGCUGAUAGUGGUGUGCCUUCUCAGGACUCGUUAUGUAUCGCGAUGGCUGCGGAUAUGGCUGGCGCUGAAGCCACUGCCGGGACCCUGGGAUUUGAUACCGCAUUGGCCUUCGAUGUGUGUGCUCUGGAACAAUCGGAAAUGGCUGGGGCCGGAAAACUACACGGCGGUUAUCUUCAACGUCAUCAAAGAUCUGUCCAAGGAUUACGAAGGCAUGACGUUCAAGGCGUACCUGGGCGUCGUUCCUGUCGUGGUAAUACACACGCCUGAUGCUGCGCAGGCUGUUCUUACGGGCAAGUUAAAGUCGGACAAGCCCUUCCUGUACGCAUUCCUAAAGCCAUGGCUUGGUCACAAGAGUCUUUUGAUGAUUGGCGGCGAUCCUUGGAGGUCCAAGCGCAAGAUGUUUAUGCAAGCUUUCCAAGCAAAUGCUAUGGAAAACUACAGCGGCUUCAUCGAAAAGUGUGCCGACGGCCUCGUGGCGCGCAUAGAUAAGAUGCUGAAAGAGGCGCCAGACGAACCAAUACGAUGCCUCGAGAACGUGCAAAAAUGCGCAUUGGACAUUAUUGGGCAUGUUGCCCUUGGGGUGGACUUGGGUGUUCAGGGAGAGACGCACGGAAACUAUGGCGGCUACUUUAACUUGCUUACAGUGUUGGUGAGCAUGAGGAUUUUCCUACCUUGGCUAUGGCUGGAUCAGAUAUACAGAUUGACACCAGACGGCCGGCUGUUUCGAAAAAACCUGCGAAAGAUAGAAGCCAUCGUGUACGGCGUAAUGAACAAACGGAAGGAAGAAUUAGUGAAGAUCUCAAAUCAGACCGUCGAUAGCCACGCGCUUCCCACGAUCGGAGACGCCAGCGGCUCGUUGUUCCUCGACAGCCUCCUGCUGCAACACAUGAAGGCACCUUCCUCGUACACGCUGGACGGCGUGAGGAAAGAUGCGGAUUUCAUGAUGUUUGCGGGCAGCGACUCGAGUACGUGUGCGAUCAGCUGGUGCAUAUAUUUUCUCGGCCUUCAUCCGGAAAUACAAAGAAAGGUGCACGAAGAAUUGGACACUGUUUUCAGAGACCGCGAAGACAUGGAAUGCACACAAGAAGACCUCAAACGCUUGCAGUACAUGGAGUGCUGCGUGAAGGAGACCUUGCGACUGUGUCCUCCAUUCCCCUACAUUGGAAAGAUCCUUGACCAAGACUUGACAAUCGAGGGGCGCACCUUGCCGAAAGGAGUCGCCUGUUUUAUCAUCAUGUACAGCCUGCACCGAAAUCCGAACGAGUUUGAGAAGCCAGACGAGUACAUACCGGAGAGGUUCAUGUCGGAAGAGAACAGUCACCGCCACCCCUUCAGCUUCAUUCCCUUCUCUGCGGGGCCAAAGAAUUGCAUAGGUCAGAAGUUCGUUAUGAUGGAGAUCAAGAUUGUACUCGCGAAGAUCUUGUCCAAGUUUACUGUAGAAUCUACGUGCCCGAUAGAAGAGCUGCAGAUGACGUUUGAUAUUGUUCUCAAAGCCAAAGGAGGACUGCCUGUGCUGUUCCGCAAACGCAAGCAGUCAUGAAUAAAACAGUCGCAUCAUUUU
Rhipicephalus sanguineus (brown dog tick) is the source of this 1771-nucleotide messenger RNA. Its product is annotated as cytochrome P450 4V2. Gene Ontology annotation, molecular function: monooxygenase activity; iron ion binding; oxidoreductase activity, acting on paired donors, with incorporation or reduction of molecular oxygen. Bases 137 to 1750 code for a protein of 537 amino acids. NCBI's taxonomy places the organism in Eukaryota, Metazoa, Arthropoda, Arachnida, Ixodida, Ixodidae. The transcript has 11 exons. The record is from RefSeq and is a predicted model, not a curated record.